UCCAACAGGGAAAACAUUCUCAACAUGAAGCUGUCGCUGCGCAGGAAGCAUGCGCAGUACGCUCAGCAAAGGUGUGUGAGGGAGAGAGAGAGCGGGGCGGGGUUAUGGCUCCUUUGACGUCAGCAGUCCUCCGUUCUCACACAUGGACUCGGUGCUCGGUCCGCAGCCCGGUCAGGCACCGCCGCACGCGCACGCAGCAGGUAGUGUGUGCUGAGAGCAGCAGCUUUUAUUCUGAAAGGAUUCCUUUCCGCGUGGAUGUGAGGCCACAACGCGAGGACAGCGCUCACCUUACCGUGUCACACCUGCGGCUCUGCUCGGCUCGGCUCGUUUCCCCAGACUGAAGUCCCGAUGCAAGGAGGCGUGAUGGAGAAGAUUUCCCGACACCCCGGCCCGCUCGGCCCGCUCAGCCCGCUCAGCCCGGGCUUCCUGCCCACGGCCACGCACGGAGUGCUCAAGUCGCUGCUGGAGAACCCAGUGAAGCUGCCGCUGCAGCACGAAGCUUUCAGCAAAGAGCACGAGAAGGAGAAAAACCUAGAAGAAGAGCGCAGCGCCCCCCAGUCGGCCUUCCUGGGCCCCACGCUGUGGGACAAAACCCUCCCCUACGAUGGAGACACCUUUCAGCUGGAGUACAUGGACCUGGAGGAGUUUCUGUCUGAGAACGGGAUCCCCUCCAGCCCCUCCCACCACGACCACCACCCACCACACGCUCCACCACGCCAGCCGCCAAUCAUGACACCAGCCCCUCCCACGCCAGCACCCUCAGUGAUUGACCUUAGCAACCACGCCUCCGCCUCUGUGCACACGACCGUCGUCUCCCCGAACUGCCUGCACGGCAGCCCGGCAGCAGCAGGCCUCCCAAACUCCAGAAACACCUCCAGCCCCAUCGACCCAGACUCCAUCCAGGUCCCCGUCAGCUACGAGCCCGACCCAGCUGACCUGGCUCUGUCCAGCGUCCCGGGUCAGGAGAUCUUCGACCCGCGCAAGCGCAAGUUCUCGGUCGAGGAGCUGAAACCGCAGCCGAUGAUCAAGAAGGCUCGAAAGGUCUUCAUCCCGGACGAAAUGAAGCAGGAUGACAAAUACUGGGCCCGGCGCAGGAAGAACAAUUUAGCUGCUAAGCGCUCCCGGGACGCCCGACGCCUCAAGGAAAACCAGAUCGCCAUCCGGGCCAGCUUCCUGGAGAAGGAGAACUCUGCUCUGAGGCAGGAAGUGGUCGACCUGCGGAAAGAGCUCGGGCGCACCAAGAACAUCCUCGCCAAGUACGAGGCCCAGCACGGGCCGCUGUGAGGGCGCGGGACACACACACAUGUACAGAGUUCACACACACACCGCCAGCCAGCUCGUCUCACGGCUCCGAAGGGCUCGACUCACGGCAGGUUAGUCUGUGGACCAAUCAAACACGGAGGACACGCCUCCUCUCUGAUUUUGAUUCUGCCUCAAAACGUUUUAAAACGCGUUCGCUGGGGACUACUUUCAGCGGCGGAUGAAUCCACACUGGUGCUGUAAAAUGACACACGAUGCAACACAUUUAUAGUUUUGUUUUUUUCCCGUGCGCUGGCUUCACAUGACUUCCUGUUUGAGUCGAGCCCGUUACUCAGAACUCUUACACACACACACCUGUCGCACACCUGUCGGGGCGUGUCUUCAGCCCUGUGAACUCAUGGACUCCACUAACACUCACUUGACCUCUGACCCCUGCUCUCCCAAUGUCUGGCAGCUCCUCCCCCUGCAGGUGUGAACACACCUGUAAAUGAAUGUGUACCGCCUCCUGCCUCUUAGCUCGCGCUCUCUGUUAAUCUUUCUGUCGGGCCCUCUGAGGCCCCGCCCACUGUUUCACAUUCACACUAACUUUAACCUGACUUCUCUUUUUUAAACAAGUGCCCAAAAUGCCAAAAGUUUUACAGCAGGAAAUGUUUUUAUAUUUGUGAGGAUAAUCAGAGGUAAGCGUCUUCAGGGAGUUCAGACACGGUUGGGCGCGUUUUUGGAGCCCCCUAGUGGGUGAGGGGAGCUCAGCAGCCAGUCCGGUCACUUUAAAGGGUCUGGCUGCAUGUUUUGACCUUUGACCUUCACUUUAGCAUGUUCAUGUUUGUGUUCAAUAGGAAAGCUGCUUCAGGUUUAGAAGUAGAAACAAACGGGCGCUGUAGAAAUGCAAGCACGGGCGUAAAGACGGUCGCUUCAGACAGCGUUUCUCUGAGCGCGCCACCAACGAAAAACAAGCAAGAUUAAAGAGAUAAAAUGCACUUAAAUUUAUCUUAAAACAAUAAAAAACAAAUUAAGGACAAACUCUAAGAAAAUGGUUCAAAUGAGAAGAAACUUUGAAGCUGUAAAAACUAACCUGAAGUCAGAGUGCUCCUUGCUGUGCCGAUCGAGACGUUCUUCAUCGCCACAGUCUUCACAUCCUGGUUCAGUAAAUGUUUGGGAAGGUUGAUUCCAUAAAAAGGAGAUAUCUUUUCUGGCGGCAGCAUCAUCUUCGUCUCUUCUCUUUCUGUUUCUUCAAAUAAAAUCGAAUCCGGCGUGUUUUCAGGGUUCGCCUCGCACUGUUGCUUAUUUCGGGUAAAUGUAGGAAGAUGGAGGUGAGCGUGGGGGUUUCUGCAGCGACUGUCCUGCUUCUCAUCUUCACGACUUUACCUUCACCUUCACUUCUCUUUCUUAUUUUUUUUGUGCACGAAUGAAGCCGCGUUGAAGUUACGACGUGUUCAAACCAAGCCGCGCUGACAGCUGAUUAAUGCUCAGCUGUCAUGUUUUUGUCUUUCUGUGAAGGUUUGAAUUUGUUUUAGAGCAAAUUUAAAAAUGUAAUUAUUUAGCACACCUGCUGUCGGUCAGAGCUUUACUCUUCAGGUACUUUAUCGUUAAACAAGUCCCUCUUCUGCUCGUUUCCACCUCCUAUAUUUUUAUUCUUUAAUAAUCUUUAAACAUGUUCAGUUUAGAGAGAGAGGAGCUGAAACUGCAUCCAGUUUCAGCUCCUCUCUCUUUAAAAGCCUCCUCUCUUCUGAUUGGCCAGCUUCUGGAAGCCUGCUGACGCCUGCUGUGGCAGUUUUCAAACAUGACUGAUCGUAUGGAUUUAACGUCAACGUGUAUUAAGGUAAUUAACUGAAACUUUACCACGUUUGAUAAGCGUUACAGCGGCAGCCAAUCAAAAGAACCCUGUCUAGAAUGGGCGGGGCUAAGGUGGCUUGUUAUGAACAGAUCUGGUACAAGAUAAGUAAAGAUUAUUUUGAAGUGUAAAUCAUGCAAAGCUGCUCUAGCAGGAAGUGAGGAAGAGUCCAAACAGUUUCUUGACUUCUGAUUGGUUGCGUUGUUUUUCUUGUUCCUGUUUUAAAAAAAGAAAAAAAUGGUGAUUAUAAAUAAACAUCCUGAUAAGCUGAGACGCGGUACGAGUUUCUCUCAUUCUUCUUCGCCAUGUUUUUGGAAACUCGCUCCGUUUGAGUGCAAUAGACGGUUCUUUCAGGCGUGAACUUUGACCUUUGUUUCCCACGUAGCUCAGCUACGCCCCCCGGUGGCCGAGUGAGACAUGAAUGUAUAUUUGGGUGCGUGGCGUCGUCUGUACUGUGGGUUCACUUCAGCACUCUUUACUACAGACCAAAAGACUGCAGUGUAUACAGGAUAUAUGGAUACACAGGGUUUAAUGUUUAUACAGAGCUAUUCUUCUUGUACAGUCUGUUUUCCUACGUAGAUAUUUCCCGUGUAUUUUGGAAAUGCUUUCAUAAAUCUGAAGCUUAUAUAUCACACAUAUAUAUUGUUACAGUGGCGUGCCCUGCCGGGGCGUGCGAUGCAUGGGCAUUAACCUACCAGCUUCAUUUCACGUCUCACCCUGUUCUCCCCCACCCUCAGCACACCUGGGCAGGUUCCUUUAGUUUCAUGACUGUGUUUGGCCCAGAGGAAUGUAACCCCCCCAACAUGAAGCCCUCUUUUCUUUUCUUUUUUUGUAUUCUAACUUUUUAUUGUUUGCUGUGGUUCCUCUUUCUGCCUCCUGCUGUUUGACUCUCUGUUCACAGAAACCUUUUCUGUCCUUGAUUCUGUUUCUCAUGAUCAAAAUAAUAAACACAAGUUUAAAUACC
Molecule: messenger RNA, 4055 nt
Organism: Neolamprologus brichardi
Lineage: Eukaryota; Metazoa; Chordata; Actinopteri; Cichliformes; Cichlidae
Gene: hlfb
Product: HLF transcription factor, PAR bZIP family member b
Biological process (GO): regulation of transcription by RNA polymerase II
Cellular component (GO): nucleus
Molecular function (GO): DNA-binding transcription factor activity, RNA polymerase II-specific; RNA polymerase II cis-regulatory region sequence-specific DNA binding
Source: RefSeq, a predicted model, not a curated record